Molecule: messenger RNA, 835 nt
Organism: Manihot esculenta (cassava)
Lineage: Eukaryota; Viridiplantae; Streptophyta; Magnoliopsida; Malpighiales; Euphorbiaceae
Product: protein PHLOEM PROTEIN 2-LIKE A9
Exons: 3
Coding region: 152-679 (175 amino acids)
Source: RefSeq, a predicted model, not a curated record
GCUUCUGAAUUAACAACAAAGGAAAUUCCUUCCUUCUUGUCAAUAUUGUCUAAAGGGGGCAGAAAAUAUAGAAAUUUGGUGGAGCUUUGUGAGAUCUACAUCUCUCUUCAUUCCUUCAAGGCUAUUUGAUCUUUUUUUUUUCCCUCUCAAGAUGUCAAUUAGACCACAUCAUGAGGCAGUUCCAGCAGAAUUGGAAAUGCAGAAGGAUCCAGUCAUGAGUUGGGUGCUUAAACCAAGAGCACUUAACAUCGUUUGGGGAAAUGACCCUCGCUAUUGGAAGAUGCCUGUCGGGAAGGAAGAUCCAGCAGAGUUACUGCAGGUGUGUUGGCUUGAAGUAACAGGCUCAAUCAACGAUCCACAGAUGGUGAAAGGGAAGACCUAUGAGAUAAGCUUUGAGGUAGAGAUGAAAGAAGAUGCUUUUGGGUGGAAUGGGAGUUCAGUUUUUAUGUUGGCAAAGGCUGGAAAGAGAGGAACAUACAAAGGGCAAAAGAUUACCUUAUCAGACAAUAAGGAUGGCAACAGAAAAAGAAUUACGAUUGACAAGCGUUUUGAAGUUCAAAAUGAUAAUCAUGACAACACUCUUUAUUUCGGCUUAUACGAAGUGUGGUCUGGCAGAUGGAAGGGAGGUUUGCUAAUUUAUCAGGCUAAAGUUAGCCAGACAAGUUCAAACCACAAUUAAAAUCUUGUAUAUUUCCCUAUGCUAUAAUUGUAAUGGAAUAAUUUGGCCAGGUGGAAAUUGUAUUUCACCAAAAAAGGAUGCAAAUCUUAUCAAUAAUGUACUUGGUGAUGCUUUAAUUUGUAAUGAUUUAACGCUUGAGAGCAUUAUUUUGGUUGA